Messenger RNA from Poecile atricapillus (Black-capped chickadee), 1068 nucleotides. Its product is annotated as serine/threonine-protein kinase PAK 1-like. The record is from RefSeq and is a predicted model, not a curated record. Gene Ontology annotation, biological process: regulation of axonogenesis; intracellular signal transduction; protein phosphorylation. Gene Ontology annotation, molecular function: ATP binding; protein serine/threonine kinase activity. Gene Ontology annotation, cellular component: cytoplasm. NCBI's taxonomy places the organism in Eukaryota, Metazoa, Chordata, Aves, Passeriformes, Paridae. The coding region runs from base 192 to 1049 and encodes 285 amino acids. The transcript is spliced from 8 exons.
ACUGGACAAAAUCAGUCUCUCUGCUGGCCAUUUGUACUGCACAACUGCCUGUCUUGUUGCUGCUGUGGUUGCUGCCCAGCUGACCACAGAGGGUUCAGAGCCCCAGACAGCGGGGCUGCCUUUGGGAUCUCCUGCAAGUUAGGAUCUCUGCCUGAAAGUGAGCAUCUUGCAUUUUGUUUCCCUCAGGGAGAAUGGUGAACAAGGAAAAUCCCGUCACAAAAUACAUUGAACUGGAAAGUCUUGGCAGCGGGGGUUUUGGAGAGGUUUCCAGAGCACUUGACACUGCCACAGGAGGAGAGGUGGCCAUAAAGAAAAUAAGUGUGCAAGGAGUGAGGAGGAAGAUACUAACCAUGAAUGAAAUCAGGAUCAUGGAGAGUAAUAGGAGUCCCAGGGUCGUGAAUUACUUAGCCAGCUACCUUGUGCAUGAGGAACUCUGGCUGGUGAUGGAGUACAUGGACGGAGGCACUCUGAGAGAUCUCAUCGACGAGGCUCAAAUGUCUGAAGAAGAGAUUGCAGCUGUCAGUCGGGAGUGCCUGCAAGGACUGGAUUUUCUUCACUCCAACCAUGUGAUCCAUCGAGAUGUGAAGAGCAACAACAUCCUUCUCAGAACCGACGGCUCUGUCAAGCUGGCUGAUUUUGGCCUUUCUGUUCAGCUCACCCCUGAGAAAAAUCAACGGUGCUCAGUGAUCGGGACUCCUUGGUGGAUGGCACCUGAAGUGGUGAAGCGUCAACCAUACGGCCCCAAAGUGGACGUGUGGUCUUUUGGAAUUGUGGCAAUUGAAAUGGCCGAACAAAAAACUCCUUAUGACAGUUUCACUGCUCGAUCGGCUAAAUACCACAUAGCCACAAAAGGGACCCCACAGCUGCGGCAGCCCGACCAAUUCUCGCCUUUGCUGCGUGACUUCCUGAGCUGCUGCCUGCAGAAAGGCGAGGCGCAGCGCUGGUCUGCCAAGGAGCUGCUGCAGCAUCAAUUUAUAACAUCGGCCAUGCCUGGGUCCAGCCUGGCACCACUCAUCAUGGCAGUGAAGAAGUGGAAGGAGGAGAUAUGAAUGCACCAAUCAAUUUCAA